Melanotaenia boesemani (Boeseman's rainbowfish) is the source of this 2555-nucleotide messenger RNA. RefSeq names its product phosphodiesterase 12 (gene pde12). Gene Ontology annotation, biological process: nuclear-transcribed mRNA catabolic process, deadenylation-dependent decay. Gene Ontology annotation, molecular function: 3'-5'-RNA exonuclease activity. The coding region runs from base 281 to 2050 and encodes 589 amino acids. NCBI's taxonomy places the organism in Eukaryota, Metazoa, Chordata, Actinopteri, Atheriniformes, Melanotaeniidae. The transcript has 8 exons. The record is from RefSeq and is a predicted model, not a curated record. Gene Ontology annotation, cellular component: mitochondrion.
CCGAAGAAGAGAGCGAGCAUCCCUCUCACUCACUUGAGGAACGUGUCCACAAGCUUAUUGAAGAUUUGCAAAUACAAACUAUGAGAUUUAACUGGUUUACUUUCGAUUCGUGGGCAAUGUUUGUUUAAUUGAGCUGCUAGAAGCUAGACUAGAUUAGCCAUUUAAACGUGUUUCCUUAAGAGUUAGCAUCUGAAUGACUAGCCUCUUGCUAACCGGUGUUGCUGUACGACAGACCCAUCUGGUAACGUGAAGAGGAGGUCACUCUACCUGUCGUGGUGUAAUGUUUAAUAAGUUCUCUGCUGCAUUCAAGCUUUUACCCCAUUGUUUCCCCUCUCGUUCAUCGAGGACUUUCACCAGAACCUGUCGCCUCCUGGAAAGGAUGCAGGUGGCUAUAGUGAGGUGUCUUCCCGGUGAGCCCAAGCUCACCAUCUCCUUCUCUCUAGAUGGCAGCCACAAAAACAUGCUGCGGGACCAGGACGAGGCGUUGGGAAAGGUCCUAGCACGAAUCUCCAACUCAAUCGUCAAGAGCCAAGGAAAGGCGAAAAGGUCCAAGAAAAAUCGUAGUCAACAGCCGUGUGAGGCUGCGGAGCCCACCGUGGUCAAGCUGUUGAUCGGCGGGGGCGAAGUGCCCGACAAUGUGCCAAACUCUGAAGCAUGGCAGGACGGAGCUGUGCUGCAGGUGGGAGACGUUGAAUACACAGUGAAGAGGAACGCUCCCACUUUCACCACCGUUGAGCUCCCCAUAUCCCUGCUGGCCGGGUUUCCAGUCUGCCCUAAGCUGGAGGUGGAGUUUGGGAACCUCCAAGACUCCGAGUUUACCUGGUUCAGAGAAAACGCACCAGAUACAAGUCCUAAAACUGAAGUCCCAGGUCAGGACGGUGGUUGGGCGCAAGUUGGAUGUGAGCGAGUCCAUGUCCCUUGCAAUCAGGACAUCGGCCAUAGAUUCAAACUGAUCUGCACACCCAGAGAGGGAAGUCGUAGUGGUGCUGCUAAAGAACUAGUCUCUGUUGGAGCUGUUGAAGCAGGCCCAGGUGUGUGCACGUUUGACAAUCGUCAUGCCUACACUGUAAAGGAGGCAGAGUGGCCGGCAGUGAGGGUGGUGUCCUACAACAUCCUCGCAGAUGUCUAUGCCCAGACUGACCUGUCUAAGACUGUGCUGUACCCGUAUUGUGCCCCCUACGCUCUGGAGCUGGACUACAGGCAGAACCUGAUCAAGAAGGAGCUGGUGGGAUACAACGCAGACAUUAUCUGUCUGCAGGAGGUAGACAAAGGAGUUUUUGUUGACAGUCUGACUCCAGCUCUGGAUGCUUUUGGUCUGGAUGGUGUUUUUAGGAUCAAAGAGAAGCAGCACGAAGGAUUGGCUACUUUCUAUCGCAGGUCAAAGUUUCGGUUUCUUAGCAAUCAUGACAUCAUGCUGAGUGAGGCUUUGACCUCUGACCCCAUCCACUCUGAGCUUCUGGAGAAGGUUUCUGCUAACAGCGCCCUGAAGGACAAGAUCCUGCAGAGGUCAACAUCACUGCAGGUCACUGUGCUUGAAGACCUCAAUAAACCAGGCAGGAAGGUGUGUGUGGCCAACACUCACCUAUACUGGCACCCAAAAGGAGGGAACGUUCGCUUGGUUCAGAUGGGCGUGGUUCUGCAGCAUCUGAGUCAUGUGAUCAGCGAAGCUGCACCUGGAGCCCCGCUGGUCUUUUGUGGUGACUUCAACUCAUGCCCAAGCUCCGGUGUGUUCCAGCUGCUCAGUGAUUCGGGGGUUCCUCUGCACCACGAAGACUGGAGUAGCUCAGGCCCAGAGGAGUCCUGCAGCAUGGAGCUGACUUCUACCUUCCCCCCUCUGCUGAGCGCCUGCGGCCAACCAGCUUACACCAACUACGUGGGAGGUUUUCAUGGCUGCCUGGACUACAUCUUUAUACAGCCAGAGAGCAUGCAGGUGGAGCAGGUGAUUCCGUUGCCCAGUCAUCAAGAAGUCACCACAUAUGAAGCGCUGCCCAGCGUGGCUCACCCUUCUGACCACAUCGCGUUGAUCUGUGACCUGCGCUGGAACCCUUGACCUCUGAUGCCAUCAGAUACUCUUAUAAACAAAUAUAUUAUUUCCUGAAAGUUUAUAGGAGGAGAAUAAAACAUGGAUAACAUCACAACACCUGUUGUACACUAAGCACUAAGAAUAUGUUGACUUCAAAGUUUAUAGUAAUGAAUUUUCAUUACUGAUAUUCAGUGUUGGGAUGGAAAAACAGCUUUUUUGUUUUUAUUUGGUCAUUUUAAAUUAAAUUGAUUACUUUAGUAAAUAUUAUAUCACACAGCUCUGUCACUUUUAAGGUUUCAUGUUUGAUCUAAUUUCACCAGAUUAUUAGCAAAAGUAAUGGUACUUCUAGUUUUUCCUCUUAAACAGCUAUGAAAACAUAUUUGUUUCACUAUCUAGUAAAAUGGCUGAAUUAUAAAUCAUAAAUAUUUAUAAAAAUAUUUAAUAAUUAUCACAUCUAAUCAUAUUAUUAUGACCAGAUGUGGUUCCCCGUGUGCCUUUUUUUUUUUGGGAAAUAAAGUUUCAGUCAACAACA